GAAAUAAUAUACACAAUUCAUACUUCUAUAUGGUAUCAAGAGCCAUUCUCUAAAGAGCCAAUUCUUUCCUAGAUUUUUUUCCGAUCAACAUGAUCAUCACUCCCACCACCACGGUAAUCCCUAUCACCGCCACUACCCACUUCCCCAUCAAACUUAUCACAUCCAAUUUUCCGGUGUGGAAGUGUCAAGUUCCUUCGGCCCUUAUCGGGCUUGGCCUUGAAGCAUAUGUUGAUGGCACCGUUAAAGUUCCUGAAUUGUUCACCGACGAAGCCAAAACUCAGGUGACUCCCUGCUACACCACGUGGUUCCGCCAAGACAGAACCAUCCUCAGUGCAUUGCUCGGAAGCUGCUCUGACACCAUUCAGCCCAUCAUCUCAUCGGCCACAUCUGCCCGUCAUGCCUUGGAGAAACUCACUCUUUUCAUUUCAUUGUUUCUAGCUCCUAAAUCUAGCACACCAUGCGACGAAUUGGGACGGGGUAAAAUCAUAUUCUUAAGGAAAAAUAUGGUUUCAUGUUGGAGGUCUCACUUCACCACAAGCCAGCUGCCCUCCCUAGUGAAUUGUUAUCUAUAGAUCUAUAUGUUUAUUGAACUCAUUUUUCUCCAAGCGAAUAAAACAACAAAUAACCAAAUGACAAUGAAAGGAACAAAAGUUUUUAUAGAAGAACCCAUCGUAAUGCAGAACCCAUCAACCUUUUGCAUUCUUCUCAAUACUCCCACAAUUUGUAUAUUUUCAAAACAAUUUGGGAAGCAAAUAACUCAGUUCUCUCAAAUCAACAAAUAGAUGAGCUCAACAUGCUAUAGGAAGCUUCCAUCCCGAUCGAGUCGAAGACUUCCUUUAUAUGUGAAGGAGUUUAGAGGCUCUAGAUCGAUCUUUCUUCGAUCACUGUUGAACUCCGAUCGACCAGUUUUGGAAGCUGAUGAUGCCGGCACUUGAUAUAUAUAUCUUGGAGAAUUGCGACAAGAUAUCGCGAAGGAGAAGUGAGCUGAAGGUUAAAUAUGAGACUCUCAACAUGUAAAUACGUCUGAAGCUUAAGGAGUAUUAAAAGUGGACUGCACGAAUCAGUCACAAAUGAUCUGUCCGAAUAAGUCAUACGUAACAUUAAGUCAUAAGUAAAAGCAACUAUAUAACUGAACAAAAAGUCGAAUAAGUCAUACGUAGUACAUAAAAAAAAAUCUAUUUAACAACGAAUGGGAAAUUACAAAACAAUAAACAACGAAUGCUUUACUAAUAUAAUUGUUAAGAUCCAGGAUUUCAUCCUACAAAUCAACCUAAUAGGAGUAGGUCAAACCCUUAUAUAGUAUUUAAUUGUUUUAUACACGCCCCCUCAGCCCGAACUGGGCUGGACAAUAUCGAGGUGUAUAAACGGGCCAAACAAACUCUUAACAAGCUACCCUUCAUCAUGAGUGCUAAACAAGCCGUCAAACCACAACCGGAAUUGACUCUGAUACCAUGUUAGGACCCAGAAUUUCAUCCUAAAGUCUUAUAUAUUGUUUAAUUUUUAUAACUUUACGGUGUGAGACAAAAGUUUAACAAUAAUUGUAAGUGAUUACAGUAGAAGGCUCUCUGUUCGAAUCAUAACAAAAUUAUGGAUCUUAU
Cuscuta epithymum is the source of this 1598-nucleotide messenger RNA. Lineage: Eukaryota; Viridiplantae; Streptophyta; Magnoliopsida; Solanales; Convolvulaceae. The record is from the annotation of a GenBank genome assembly.